CCUCUCUUAUUCGGAGUCCUCACCUCAUCCUCACUCCUGGAACAGCCAGAGUAAUUUACGAUGCUGGCGCAACGCCCUAGACCUCAGCAUACAGGCGUAAUGCCUGAUGGGAGCCGCACGAUUACCAUUCACGAUGUUUCCGCUCCCGAAGUAAGCUAUCACGAUGUCGGAUCGCACCCUCGGCCAGUCUUGAGAUUACGAGGUGGACCCCGUCGCCAGCAACGUGUUGUAUGGAAGGAGGGGACGAUAGACAAUGAGAAUUGCGGGAGAAAGAAGUCCAAGAUUUGCUGCAUAUAUCACAAGCCGAAGCGGUUCGAUGAAUCCUCCGACGAAUCAUCUGGAGAAUCGGAUUCGGGUCGGGCGAAGCCGAUUAGACGUGCACGCCUUCCCCACCACCACGACCAUUCACCAAAUGAAGGUCCCAAUGAAACUUCGUCUUCUUCUGCCGGCGGAGAAAGCUCUGCCGAACGACAAGGAUCUGGAAGCGCCACUAUGACAGAACUGCAAGAUGCAUUGUUGUCUCACAAUGCGUACGAGGUCCAAUCCGGGCGGAAGGAUUUCAAAGGGAAAGCACCUGCAUAGAUCCUUCAUCUUCGCUCAGUGCAUUUGACCCCCAUUCGUCGCCAUUCUCGCUUUUGUGCCGUUGCACCCCGUCACUAUCUUGCAUUUACCCAAAACACCUAUGUAACAUCGUCUCAAACUUUAUGUAAUCACACGGUACCUCCUAGCGCUGAAUAGGUGGGUCCGGACUUCGUGAAGUUUAUGUACAAGGGGUAAGGAAUAGCAACAAGAUGUCGAGGUCAUGAAAUACUAUAACAUCAUAGCACGUAGCUCGUGAAGGCAGUUCCAAACUAGAUACGUACACGGGACAAGGAAGCUGUCAAGAAUCAGAAAUGCGACUUAGGUCGCUAGAGAAGAACAUGAUCUCAUGGCAGUUUGGAUCGAGUGGUACCGCGAAGAAGGGAGGCUGCGCGUGACAACGAUUUAGCA
Molecule: messenger RNA, 990 nt
Organism: Cantharellus anzutake
Lineage: Eukaryota; Fungi; Basidiomycota; Agaricomycetes; Cantharellales; Hydnaceae
Product: phosphatase inhibitor-domain-containing protein
Exons: 3
Coding region: 61-582 (173 amino acids)
Cellular component (GO): nucleus
Molecular function (GO): protein serine/threonine phosphatase inhibitor activity; protein phosphatase 1 binding
Source: RefSeq, a predicted model, not a curated record